AUGGACUCAACCAUGGACGACACGAAUCAAUCAUCCUCCCGCAGGAGACUGCUGCACUCAGGUGGCUCUCCACCACACAAGCAAGAAAACAAAGACGCUGACUCUGUUUCCCUUACUACAGGCGAUGUAAGCUCCGUGGAGUCUGUACUGCCGGCUCACACAAGCCCCGAUGCUUCCCAAUCGCAGGAAGACGACUCUCCAUUGCAGGACGACGACUCUCUGCAACCCAUGCAAGACAACGAAGACGCCGACUCUACCUCCUUUGUCGCAGGUGAAGGAGACUCCAUGGAGUCUGUACUGCCGACUCACACGAGCUCCGAUGCCUCUCCAUCACAGGAAGACGACUCGCCGCAACCCAUGCAAGACAAAGAAGAUGCCGACGCCACCUUUCUUAUUGCAGAUGAGGGAGACUCCAUGGAGUCUGUACUGCCGACUCACACGAGCCCCGAUGCUUCUAAAUCCCAGGAAGACGACUCUCCAUUGCAGGAAGAUGACUCUCUGCAACCGAUGCAAGAGAACAAAGACGUCGAUUCUACCUCCCUUGCCGCAGAUGACGGAGACUCCAUGGAGUCUGUACUGUCGACUCACACAAGCCCCGAUGCUUCUCCAUCGCAGGAAGAUGUCUCUCUGCAGCCCAAGAGUAACGAGGCCGACGACAGUGCCACCCGCGAGCUCCUCCAGCCCAUCGCCGACUCUACCCCUCCGGGUGCUUUCAACAAAAGCUCUCUGGGGCCUUCGGCCCCAACUCAGACAACCAGCGGCGCCUCCGACAUACCGGAUAGUAUACCAAGUGAUGCGCUUGAUGAGUCGAUCAUAGACGCACGGUACGUUGCAACGGAAGGAAAGGAACACUACGAGGCGCGUGCGUCACUCGAGGAUGAAGAAUCUGAACGCUGGCUAGGCGGUGGCCGUAUGACCGGCCUUUUUGGCAAGCUCGUGUACCUUUUCCAACCGUUUGAAGAAUUCAAGAAAACCGUGGACGGAGAUGUUGUGACUUUCAUUCAAGAAUGUCUCCCCCUUGACCUAUCAUGGGAGGAUCUCGACACGGAGACUCAGAAUCGUCUCAAGGAGUGGGCGCCAGACGCUGAACAGUACGUGGCUGACCACAUUACAUGUGGAGGGUUGUGGGAACUGCUUGCAGCCUGGGUGUGGCGAAUUCUCUUUUACAAUUUGUUUUCGGCAGAUUGCGACGACAAAUGGGCCGGGGAGGCUUGGGCUGCUUUUGGCAAGAUGCUUCGAGGUUUUCAAGGGCGCAUUAGAAACGCUGAUGACUCGUUCACCUGGACAUUUCAUACUUGGAGAUAUCACUCGGUCCGGAUGCUCCAUGCCUUGCACGGCGCCCACACGGAGCCUGCCCGACUUGACGCAAUCUUUCGAAAAGAGUUGGGCCCCUUGAUCAAAAUCAAGAUGAGAAGGAAUCCCGAUUACCAUGCCGGCUGUUUCGGCAAGUAUCUCGGAACCAUGAUUGAGAGUGCUAUCAAACUCGACUUGCGUGUUCUUUCGACCAAGACAAGAAUCUGCUUCGAGAUGCGCGACCCGGAAACGUUGAAGGUCACAGGUUUCCCCUACAAGUAUGACAAGAAGGUCAUGGAGUGUUAUGAUGAGCCGGAGGAUGGCACCAUCGUCGGCUUUGUUAUUCGCCCUGGCUUACGCUUGUAUGGACGCAUUCAGCCGAGGAAGUUUUUGCCGCCAAGGGACCACAGCCAUUUCCACAUCGAGGAGCCUUCGUUCGCUGACUACCACCACUUCGAAGCUGUGCCGAUGUUGGUCGCAGUGAAGCCGGCUCGUUCGGGCAAGUCGUAUGAAUGA
Ilyonectria robusta is the source of this 1809-nucleotide messenger RNA. RefSeq lists its product as uncharacterized. NCBI's taxonomy places the organism in Eukaryota, Fungi, Ascomycota, Sordariomycetes, Hypocreales, Nectriaceae. The coding region runs from base 1 to 1809 and encodes 602 amino acids. The record is from RefSeq and is a predicted model, not a curated record. The transcript has 2 exons.